AAGAAUUUUUCAAGGCCACAUUGACCAACUUGUAAAACAUCUUUCCAUAAAGGCUGCUAAAUGGAAUUUAACACUCAUUCUGUGGCCUAUAUGCUCUUCUUUUACCAACUGGUUUCCCUUCAGACACUGUAUUUGUUCUUCUUUGCUGUGUUUUCAAGCAAAAGCAGAGAGAGAGAGAGAGAGAGAGAGAGAGAGAGAGAGAUGAACAAACCCACCAUGUUCAGCAGUGGAGUGGAAUUAGGAAAUCUGUUGCUCAGCUCAGACCUCCUCCACCAUUCAUGGGGUGCAAUUGAUGAACUCUACAGAGAAACCCCUCCAAAUCAUGACCCAACAUCUCCUCUCUCCAUUAAGUACAAAGUUCAUCAACAGUCGCCCAUUGGAACAAUCAUAUCUUUCGUUUCUUCUCCCCCUUGUACCCCUCAGUAUCUGCAAUCAGAAGGCAGAGAUUUGCUUGCUUCAUCUGAUGCUCUUGCUACAGAGAAUUUCCCUCUCUUCCAAUUUGUGGGCACCAAAGUCAAUCCAACCUUCUCCCUCCACAGGGCUGCAGUUACCCUUUUUUCCUCUCUCCAGGAUCAGCUCUCUCUCCUCAAAACCCAGCAUGAAAAAAGCAGACGGUUAAUAGUCACUGGACACUCCAUAGGGGGAUCCAUUGCCACUCUCUUCACCUUAUGGCUGCUCGAAACCGUUCCCCCGACAGACAGAAAACGCCCGUUGUGUAUCACCUUCGGCUGCCCUCUUAUCGGUGAUACUGGCCUCCAACAAGCUAUAUCAGAACGCCCGACUUGGAAUUCUUGCUUUCUCCAUGUAGCCUCUUAUAAAGAUCCAAUUCCAAAACUCUUCGCGUCUUCACCUCAAAAUGAACACUCUAUUGAGUCGGGUUACAAGCCGUUUGGCACGUUUCUGUUGUGCUCAGAGUCGAGUUUUGCUUGCUUUGAGGAACCUGAAUCAGCUUUGGACUUGAUGGUGGCAACCAGCUCGGUUGGUGUUGGAAACGGUGGUCCUCAUGAAGGCGCUCAAAUGUUCUGUUAUGGAGAGAUUUUGGAAAAAUACAAGCUUGGAGUGAUUUGUAGGGGAGUUUCACAGCUUGAGGGAAAGGAUUUCACUCCUCUUCAGAUGGGUAUUUUCAUUCAGAUAGCGCCAAUUAAUGUUGAAACAACACAGGGACAACUAGAGAAUGGUGACAUCAAUUCUCUCAUCGAAAAAUUUGAAAGUGGAAUGAAGGAUCUUGCAACUCGGAAGAAGAAUAUUUUCGACCCCAACAAGAAACUAAACGCGAUGAAAAUAAACAUGACCUAUCUUGAAUGGUACAAGAAGUUCUCUGUCUCCGUGCCUCGUGGAGGCUACUAUGAUUUUUUCAAGAUCGACGAGUCUAAAAGGAGAGAAGAGAUCGUUAAGCGAAAGAGUAUCCUCACGCAGUACUGGGUUGAAAUGGUGAAAGAAGUAGAGAAAAUGCCUCAGAGGGAGGGGAAGUUCUUUCAAUAUAAAUGGCUUUAUGGGGGAAAUAACUACCGAAGAAUUGUUGAACCACUUGACAUCGCCGAGUUCUACAAAAAGGGCAAGAAAGACUAUUUAGCACAAAGAUCAGACCAUUACAAGUUGUUGGAAAAAUGGAUGGAAGAUGAGAAAUCAGAAGGGAAUCAAGGCAAUGCUGAGGAGAGGAACAGGGCUUGUAGUCUAACAGAGGAUUCUUGCUUUUGGGCAUACGUCGAGGAGGCAAUGAUUUCGUGUGAAUCGUUGAAGAAUGUAGAGACUAGCCCGGAAUUGAAAGAAUCAUUGAGGGCGGAUUUGGUCAAGUUUGAAGACUAUGUGAUGGACUUGGUAAGGAAAUAUGCUGUUUCUACUGAGAUUUUCUUGAAGAAAAGCAGAUUCAUGGAAUGGUGGAAAGUUUAUAAGGAAAUUAAAGGUGCUUCGUAUCAUUCAUCACUUGCUGAUUUCAUGAGCAAUUGUAAAUACAAAUAGUAUGCUUAGCUCUGCUGUUUCUAGCAAAUAAAGCUGGUUUGAACUCAGCGCGACGUUUACUUCUGGAUUAUGAUUUCUAAAAAUCUCUAAUGUACUGAAGGGAUAAUCUCCUCUAGAUUAGAAGAAAUGUGCUCACUUUGUUAGUUCUCCUACCGAGCGAACAACUACUUGCCGAUGUAAAUAUGUAGUAAUAUUAAUUGAUGGUUUCAUCUA
This is a messenger RNA of Rhododendron vialii, 2172 nucleotides long. Its product is annotated as peroxidase 31. The transcript has 4 exons. The record is from RefSeq and is a predicted model, not a curated record. Gene Ontology annotation, molecular function: heme binding; peroxidase activity; carboxylic ester hydrolase activity. Gene Ontology annotation, biological process: defense response; lipid metabolic process; hydrogen peroxide catabolic process. The coding region runs from base 61 to 1959 and encodes 632 amino acids. NCBI's taxonomy places the organism in Eukaryota, Viridiplantae, Streptophyta, Magnoliopsida, Ericales, Ericaceae.